This is a messenger RNA of Cyclocybe aegerita, 1014 nucleotides long. The record is from the annotation of a GenBank genome assembly. NCBI's taxonomy places the organism in Eukaryota, Fungi, Basidiomycota, Agaricomycetes, Agaricales, Hemipholiotaceae.
AUGGCCUUUCUUCAGCCAGAUGAGGCUCUCGAAUUUACAGUUUCGGUGUACGUUAUCGUGUGCUCGUUAGGUAUCCUUAUAUGGGAUAUCCUACACAGCCUGACGCUCGAGUACCGCUUGGCGUUCAAACCUAAAUUGCGAGGGUGGUCGACUAUCGCGUACUUCCUUUCAAGGAUGGCAGCCUUGGGUUAUCUCACAGGGGAGACGAUUCAACACACGACAAGAUUUGCGAACUGCCGGCUCGCAAACCGAGUCUUGAGCGGAUUCUUCAUAGCGGCAAAAUCGUUUACAGCGCUCCUGUUCUACUUCCGGAUUUCCCAGGUAUAUCAUGGGUGUAGGGUCAUUAUUGCGCUAUUCGCUGGCUUGUGGAUGGUCGCCGUCGCCUGCUAUAGCCUCACCUGGGUCUCAUCCACAAGCAUAAGCAUUGGUCAGACCAGAUUAUGCAUGAAGGUUAUCCAAGACGCACGAAUACAAGCCUCUAUUUGGGCGGGCCUCUCCUAUGAUACCCUCGUAUUCCUGGCGAUCCUGUAUAAGUUCCUCAUGCAAGCCCUUAUUCCUGGGACAGAAUGUCACUUCUCAAAGAUUUUCUUCCAGCGGAGCCAAUUGUCCUAUCUAUACGCAGUCGUGCUGGAUAUCGCAGCCCUGGCGGUGUACUUUGGUGCCCAUGCAACUAGCUCUUCGCUGAGGUUGAUCCUCAUGGGUCCCAACGUCGCCGUCGUAAACAUCAUGGCAUGUCGGGUGUAUCGACUUACGAAAAUCGGCACGAGGAAGACCAGGGGGACUUUCGUCGGUGGGACGGAUCUAACUGGCGACAACUUCACGUUCAAAGUGCCGACAACUCAACAUGAGUCGAUCUCCCAUAGUGAUUCGGGUGGUCUGAGUGAUGGAGCGCGGACUCUUCGUCGUAUUUCGAGUGGUGGCCAUGGGGUAGAUGAAAGCGGGGUCGAAGCAAAGAUUGAACUUGUAAAGGAUGACCGCUCGGACUGGUCAGUUCGCUACGGACAAGCUCUUUGA